This is a messenger RNA of Nymphalis io (European peacock), 4692 nucleotides long. RefSeq lists its product as uncharacterized. The record is from RefSeq and is a predicted model, not a curated record. Lineage: Eukaryota; Metazoa; Arthropoda; Insecta; Lepidoptera; Nymphalidae. The transcript has 20 exons. The coding region runs from base 202 to 3174 and encodes 990 amino acids.
UCGACGCGAUCGCACGCGUACGUUGUCAAACAGUGUAGUGCUUUCAAAGUCGUAUAUAAAGUUUUGUGACCGCGUUCGAAAAUUAAAUUCGUGGAACGUGUUCUGUUUCCAAAUAGAAAACCAGCCAGUGACAAAAAAAGUGUUUCUAAAAAUAAAAAUCUAAACAUAAAAUGAGUGUUGAGUUAUAAGCAAACCAUUAAAAUGUCUAUAAGAAUCGAUAGAACAAAAUUAACAAUAUUAGUCCUAAUCAAUAUAAUCAUAAGGAACAAUUGCGAGAGUGUCGUGAGCGAUAAUAUUGAUGAUAGCACAAAACCGAUUGGACAUACAUUUAGAGAAGACACGAGUUUAGAUUAUGAAGAAUAUACGAAUAUAAAUAAAAACUUAGAUAACAAACAAACGAACACAGACGAAAUAUCAAUAAACACAACCAAAGAUGACGAAACGGAAUUCAACGUCAAAGAAUAUCCGGAAAUAAUCACAACGGAAAACAUACAAACGACAGUAACAGAAGAAACGCAUGGUGAUGUAGAUGAUGAAUAUGAUAUAAAGGAUGAUGAAAGUGAUGACGGGAUGAGAACGACACAUCAAGACGUCACAGAAACGGCAACCAAUUACGUAGCCAUAUCAGACAAUAAUGUUUACACUAAGGAACCUGUUUUAACGGAUAUAAACAAUCUAAGUGGAUUCAAUAUACAGUCUGAACCCUCAACAUCACAAGCCACGACGAGAUCCAUGGAGAGUAUCGAAGACACGUCUCCAGCUGAUGAAGAUUCUGACAACAGCGGUCAACGGAACCCUAAGACCGAAUCUGAUAAACAACCACUGGACAAGAGGCUGUACGAGAAAUCCCGUCCCCCGCCGGCUCUGAGCAAGAGUUCAACAUUGAAAUCCUGGCUCGAGGACUCAUGGUUACGACCCCCCGCUGGGAUCCUGGUGCCAUUGCGACCGUUGGCUCUGAACAGGGCGCUGGGGGUAUGGAACGACUUGGCAGCUGAAGGGUUGAACGUUACCGAUAUCGUCAUCGUCGGUUACGAUUCAAAUGGAGUCAACUGGAGAUCACGUCACAAUCUACAGCCGACGCACUCGAAUAGCGGAGAGAGAACUGUGUCAGAAGCCUUAUCAAAACUUCUAUUGAAAUAUCAAGGCGUUUACACGGACGCAACAAACGAUGGUACCAUGCGAGCGCUGACCUCAGCCGCUAAGCUGGUACCAUACGACAGCGCAUUGUUCGUGGUCACGGAUAAGGGUGCUGGUGAUCCUCAGAGGCUACCGCUCGCUUUGAGGGCUCUGGUCGAGAAGAGAUUGAAGGUAUACACCAUAUGGACGGACCCAUCACAUCCAUCGCCUGAAUCAGAGCUGGCCCUUCAGGAUCUGAGGAACAUAUCGUCCCACACAGAGGGAGACGUUCUUCCAUACUCCUUGCAAAUAAUGAGUGAAGACAGUUCUAGCAAUCUCGCAUCGGAAUCAGAUAUCGAGGAAUGGGAACCAAUGGCAGCAACGGAACCGAGACGAGCUAAGCUCAUCAACCAACCAGCUGUCGACAUAUUCGAUAUGCUGUUGGUAAGACGAGGCAGCGAAGAGGCAAUAACAUGGGGUAUACCGGUGGAAAACGGGGUAACGGCUUUGAGGAUUCUCAUCGAUGGUGCCGUGGAACACGCCGUGCUGUAUCCACCGAGUGAUGCCCCCCAAAUCGAUAUAUACAAUCAGACAUCGAUAGAAAUGUUCUCGUCAGCAUCAAAGACCGGCAGCCUGAACCCAAGGGACGUGUUCCUCGUGUUUCCUGGCUCUACGCUCGACUUCGACGGCUUGUCAGUAUUGCCCGCGAAGUCGCCGAGUGCGGACGCGUCAGCUCUAGUCGGGAUGUGGCAUUUGAGCGUCCGUUGCGAGACGUGUAACUAUAGGCUUAGUGUGAGCGCAAGAACAGAUCUACACUUCUACGCAGAGAUUGAACCAAGAGAUCUCUUGAAGCUCCGUGUGAUGGGACCAGUUGCGAGUGUCAGGGAAUCCUCUCUGGUUGAUGAAUACGGAUUGGAACUGGCGAAGCUGCCCUUCAGUUACCAGCCAGCAGCAAACACAGGUCAUGAUCAAGAUCCUAUGUCAGAUAUCUUAGCUGAUAUACCAAUGCCGAGCAUCACAAGUGCACAGACGUUUGUUAAGAUUUUGGGGCGAGAUAUUUAUGGGGAACCUUUCGUUCGCGUAGCUGGACCAUUGAACCACCAUACAGAAGUAAGAAUGGGGAGAUCAGCGUCAAUUAAAUUCCCCGAAUCCAUUAACGACCUUGAAGAUGCCGAAGAGUUUAAUUCGGGCGUAUAUAAUGGAAAACUACAAUACAAUGACAGUAAUCUACUUCCGUUCGGACAGGCAACUUCACAGGUGGUUAACCAGAGGGGUGCAGUUUUGACAUCGGUCCAGAUUGGUUUAAGCACCAGGAUAUAUGGCGCACCUGGAGAUCGACUACAGUUGUAUUACGAAGUCACAAACUUCAGGGAACAGGCGGUCAGAUUUAACUUCGAAGCAGUCGGAGAAUUAAGAUUCUUAACCGGAAUGGAACCUAGAUCGCAAACUAUAGCUUCAGGUCAAACAGCUACAAUUAUAGUCAGUCUAACGAUCAAUCAGAACGCUCAACCUGGUGCAAGGGACCUCGUUACAUUCACAGCUUAUGGUCUAGAUCAAGUCUCAAUAUCAACGUACGUCUACGUGAUGAACCCUGGCGAGAAUAUACGAGACGUGACUGCGCCGGAAAUGAGGCACAACUUCCAGGGAUCCUGUUUAGGGAGGCAGGGCAGCGACUGCGCAGAGCACUUCUGGUCAGCGACCAUCAUCGCCAGAGAUCCCGUUGGUGGUCUACUCCGUCUAACAUCAUCACCACUAGGGCUGGUGUAUGACGGCAACUUCAUAUCUGGCGCUAGAGACGAGGUGAUGGCUUCAUACAGAGCGACCUGCUGCGCCCCAAGGGUCAUUGUCAACUCUGUCGAUGCCUUCGGAAAUGUUAACAGCUAUACCAUUGAUAUUUCAAAUUAUAUAAACGAAGCUGGCAUUGCAGCGAUCGCUCUUGGAGUCAUACUUAUUAUCGUAUUAUUAGUUUUAAUAAUAUUUUUCAUAUAUUGGUGUGUUAAACGCCGGAAGGAAUCCAGAGAACUACCAACAUACACGACAUCCAGAAAUAUCAAUUAAGAACGCAAUCAAUCAAGCGAUUUAUAUUAAAAACUUUGUAAAGUAUUUUUUUUUAAUUUAUAUAUAUAGGUUUAAGUUUUAAGUAUCCGUCCAAUAUGAAAAAAAAACAUAUAUAAAGCUCAAUGCAAGCUUAAUAGCUCAAGUUUAAGAAAGAUCUCGACACUUAAAAUAUGAAACGCAGUUCAUCGAUACUAACAUUGAGAUGUGCCCAUGUUUCUUAAAACACUUAUCGUUGUGUGUAUUCUAUCUUAAUGUAUAACUUAUCUGUACUUAAAACGAUAAAACUGAAUAAUUCACACAACAAUAAACCAACGGAAAGCGCUCACAAGUUUUGUAAUGUUCAAAUUGAGUACGUAAAGGAUUAAAGGAUUGAUAAGCUGAAGUGGCAGUGGGCUGGACACAUAUGUCGCAGAACCGACGACCGUUGGAGUAGACGUGUUCUGGAGUGGAGACCACGCCUUGGCAAAUGUAGCGUAGGACGUAAUCCAGCUAGAUGGAGUGACGAUAUACGCGAGUACGUAAUGAAAAUAAACAAUUUUAUCCAUUGAUAUAUAAAAAACCUUUUUUUUAGGUUUUUUUUUAAAUAUCAAUGAUUUUAUCGCGACAAAAACACAACGAAAUAAAGAUGAGAUGUGACGUCACAAAUGUUCUCUUCAUUUCAACUUGAUUGGUAUUGAAUAUUCUUUUUAUUUCUUUGGACGCACACAUCUCUGUAGUUAACAGUCGAAUUUGAAAAAAAAAAAAAGCCUUUGAAUAUCCUCGUGAAGAUCAGACGCAAUUAAAAUGAUGCUACGAUCGUUUACGGAAGGAACAACGCGUCUGUAAACACGCGGAGCAUUUAGAAUUUAGUUUCUUUAAAAGCAAUAAUUUAAAUACAUAUUCGAAGAGUUUUAAAAUAUAUCGUUUUUAAAUAUAAUAUAAUAUAUAAUAUUACUUUUAAGUUACCUUUAUUAUUAUUAACUUAAUUAAACAUUUUUAAAAAAAAAACUAAUAAUAAUAUUAAGAUAUUUAUUGUCUACAAUAUUAUUUCAAAACAUACGGCUGUACUUAUGAACUUUGCUUAGUUAAGCACUGUUUUGUCUCUUUCUAUCAUCAUUGAUUUGACAUUCGAAAGAAGGAGGCACAGCAUUGUAGGGCUACCACACAUACGUGCCUGAGAUGUCAUAAAUAAAUAAUCCACGACAACGCAACGUUACACGAUGACGAAACACGAAACGUCACGACGUCGGUUCAUGUGUUACAUCCCUUUCUGAUAUCAUUGCUUUGACAUUCGAAAGAAAAAGAUAACAUUGUUGAACUUACCCUUCAACAAGUUUUAUAAGCAUAGCUGAUAUUCGUUGAGAUUUUCUAAUUUUUAUUUUUUUUUUAAUAAUUGUUAAUUAAAUAUAUUUUACUAAUACGGGUAGUACAAUUUAUUGAAUAAUUAAAUAAAAAAAUAAAUAAUAUAAGUUAAUAUUACUAAGCGUUCAGCCAUAUAUUAUGAGUUAUUUUAUUGUAUUUUAUUGCAAAUAAAAUUUU